Messenger RNA from Centropristis striata (black sea bass), 3359 nucleotides. RefSeq names its product microtubule associated serine/threonine kinase-like (gene mastl). The transcript has 12 exons. The coding region runs from base 98 to 2569 and encodes 823 amino acids. The record is from RefSeq and is a predicted model, not a curated record. Gene Ontology annotation, molecular function: ATP binding; protein serine/threonine kinase activity. Gene Ontology annotation, cellular component: nucleus. Lineage: Eukaryota; Metazoa; Chordata; Actinopteri; Perciformes; Serranidae. Gene Ontology annotation, biological process: intracellular signal transduction; peptidyl-serine phosphorylation.
GCCCGAGAUUGUUGUUUUACCAUGCAGGUGUUAACUCGGAGCUAACUGUCUGUUACAGACCCUAUCUGAGUUCGUAUUUUAAAACACUAGUAUUAAAAUGGAGGUAGACGAAAAACACGAGUCGAGUAAACAUCCUAAACCGCCUACAAUCGAGGACUUUGUCGUUUUGAAGCCCAUCAGCCGCGGUGCUUUUGGCAAGGUUUACCUUGCACGGAAGAAGUGCAAUGGGCGAGUAUAUGCCAUUAAGAUGAUGAAGAAAGCAGACAUGGUUGAUAAAAACAUGACGGGCCAGAUGAAGGCAGAGAGAGAUGCACUUGCUUUGAGUAAAAGCCCCUUCGUGGUUCAUCUGUUUUACUCCCUUCAGACAGCCACCAAGAUCUACCUGGUAAUGGAAUACCUCAUUGGUGGAGAUGUCAAAUCUCUGCUACACAUCUAUGGCUACUUCGAUCAGGAUAUGUCUGUUAAAUUCAUUUCAGAGGUUGCAUUGGCUUUGGACUACCUCCACCGUCAUGGUAUUAUCCACAGAGACUUGAAGCCGGACAACAUGCUUAUAUCCAAUGAAGGUCAUAUCAAACUGACAGACUUUGGCCUUUCUAAAGUCAAGCUUGACAGAGAACUGAGUCUCAUGGAUAUCCUUACUACUCCAUCCUUGGCUAAACCAAAUAAAGAUUAUUUCCGCACCCCGGGACAAGUCCUCUCCUUAAUCAGCUCCCUUGGAUUUAGUUCUCCAGCAGGGGAAGGACGGCGUCACUGCAGUGCAUCUGCUGCGUCCAGUCCCAUGUCCUGUAGCAAAAUUAAACAGAAGCAUAACUCUUGUGGUUCUCCUCUGAUGAAGAAAAAAGAUAAGCUGUACUCUCCGGCUAACUACCCUCGGCAAAUGGUAAACAACAACAUGAUGUUUAGCCCUCAUAACCUGGCUAAAAAUCUGACCCCCACACUGCUGAACACCAGGAAGAGGUUUGCGACGAUGAGUGCAGGCAGCACUACCGACACUGAAGGGGGCAUCAGUCCACUGUGGGAGUCUGAGGAGAAAGAAAAUGAACAUACUAAUAAACAGAAGGGGAAGCUGCACUCUGAGUCCAAAGGGCCUGAAGUGGACUGUGCACCCACAAAACUGGCCACAUUUGGCUUCUCCGCAGAUCCAGACGAUUGUGCACAAAAGAUGCCUUGCACCAAGCAACCGGAGUUUGCUUCCACAGCUCAGGAUGAUAUUUGUCUGACAGCCUCGUCUGUAAAGAGAACAUUUUCUGAGGUUGAGAAAAGCCCCGAGCCACUGGAGAUCCACGCCAAGAAGAGUAACGCAGCCUAUCAGAGAUUCUACGAGAUUCCAGAAGAGACCGCAAGGUUUCACACUGGCCUGACUGGAACAUUUUCCACCAUCCAAAUAGGUGACUUCUUGGCCUCCACUGAGGGGAUUGGGUUAGCUGAAGACCGGAUCCCAAAUCGCUCCAGCCCUAUUGCCAAAAGUCUGUUUAAUGAACUGGAGGAGCCAACUGAGGAUGUGUUUGAAGACAGCGCCAAAGAUCUGUCUAAUUCAAGUUUCACAUCCCCCUUUAAUGGGAACAGUGACAUUUGCCGGAGCCUGAGCCUCGACUCUGAUGGGUCUAUGCAUGAAACCUCUCUCACUAUGGAAAGCUGUGCGUCUCUCAGGCCAAGGAAGUGUUCCAAAAACAGGAAUUUAGCAUCAUCUGAAGAGGAAAAUAAAGACUUGUCCAUCACUGAGACACUCCCACGAACUCCAUCUGUUGUGGCCUACGAAACACCCAAAAUUGGUAACUUUGGCAGGAGAGGAUCUCAGUGCUCCUUUCUGAACCGGCUCCCCGAUGUGGCCGGUGGAGCUGCACAGUCCCCGUCAUUCCUCAAGCCGCGAAACGUUGUGGCUUUCCGUAGCUACUGUAGCUCCAUUAACCGCUCCAACAUGUCGGGGGUGUCCCGGUGUAGCCUUGGUUCCAUCGACACUAUGGACGUGUCCCUAGCGGCUUCUUAUCACUCUGCGUCUGCCACUGCAACACCAGUACAGAAGAGACUCAGCUCCAACAGCUCGCUCUGUCAGACCCCGCAGCCCAUGUUGACCUCUUACACCCCUUUCAGGACCCCAAAGAGUGUCAGACGGGGUGCACUGCCUGUUGAGGGUGCACCCAUUUUAGGAACUCCUGACUAUUUGGCUCCGGAGCUUCUCCUGGGGAAACCACAUGACUGCAUGGUGGAUUGGUGGGCGCUGGGUGUGUGUCUUUUCGAGUUCCUCACAGGUGUGCCCCCUUUCAACGACGAGACACCCCAGCUGGUCUUCCAGAAUAUUCUCAACAGAGAUAUUCCCUGGCCUGAGGAAGAGGAGGAACUGAGUGCAAACUCAAGGAAUGCCAUCGAAAUCCUCCUGACCAUGGACAUGACCAAACGAGCUGGUCUAAAGGAGCUCAAGUGUCACCCCCUGUUUGAGGGCUUGGACUGGGACAACCUGCAGAACCAGCCGAUGCCUUUCAUCCCUCAGCCAGAGGAUGAAACCGACACCUCCUACUUUGAUGCGAGAAACAACGCUCAGCACAUUGCAGUGUCCGGCUUCAGUCUGUAGGGUCACACAAAGUAACAGCUAAGGUUUUUGUUUUUUUUAAAGCAGCAGGCAACAUAUUUUGGCUGCUGGUGAACUAAGUGUUAAUGAAUCCAAAAUUCAGAUCCAUUAUAUAAAUAAAUACAGUUAUGAUGGGGGUGGAUUCUGAUUGUUUUCCUGUUGUAUUAUUAUUUUUAAAUGCAUUUUACCUCUGUGCAAUCAUCCAUCAUAAGAACUGUGAUGUAUCUAUUGCAAAAAUUAAACUUCUUUUAAAUCUUAGUGUUAUAAUAUUACAUCGGUAUAUCUCUUAAAAUAAAGUUCUUGUACUACACUGUAGCCAAAUAGCAUUUGCUCCCCUUUACCUUUAUAAAAGGCCCUCAUUUGUGUCGUUAUAUUGGUUUGACUCUAGAGUAACUGUUAGUUUGUGUAGAUGUGGCACGCAUUGCCUGAAACACUCCAUUUUUGCUGCACUGCUCAUUGUAAUGUUCCCCUGCUGUUAGCAGACUGGGUGGGCGGGCCCGCUGAUUUUUCUCUUUGAAGGGUACAACACUGCUGAAGAAAAUCUUGCUAAUAUAUUCAUCAAUAAUGUAUUUUAUAUGUAAAUCUUGUCAAUAAGGUUCAUUGUCGUUGUUUUAGGGUACUUUGUAUUCAAACAGAACUGUUUUUUCCUGCUUUUAUGUCACUUUUGUGUGUCAUUUACUGUUUUCCACACUACUAAAUUGUUUUGUUUUGUUUGUUGUUUUAGAGAAGUUUACGAGUCAUCCGGCUACUUGUGAAAUUUUAUCUUGUUCACUCUCAAGAAAAAAGUGAAAUA